Messenger RNA from Racocetra fulgida, 180 nucleotides. NCBI's taxonomy places the organism in Eukaryota, Fungi, Glomeromycota, Glomeromycetes, Diversisporales, Gigasporaceae. The record is from the annotation of a GenBank genome assembly.
AUGAGCGAAAACAACGGAAACAAUAACACUAACGAGGGUAAUGAUAACGGUUUACCUUCGCAUCUAAAAAAAAUUCAUGAUAGUCUAAACAGAAGGCAGAAAGAAAUCUAUAGUCGUUAUAACACUCUUGAUCAAAAAAUUGGAUAUUUAGAAGGGAUUGAUGAGGAACGAAAAAAAUCA